AUGGCAAAGCUUCUCAACUCUUUCCCUGUGCUCCACCCCACCCCCUCCACCCUCACCCUCAGCCUCAACAACAGUAACACAGCAUUCUUCCUCACUGAGAUCAGGCUGUCUGGCAUUUCACUGGAGCUGUGGGGGCCCAAGCCACAUGUCAGCGGGCAGAGGUUCGAAUGGGGCGAGGAAGUGGAAACAGCUCUUGGCAUCCUGGCAUCUCCAUCUCCCACGUUCCUGCUGAACUUUCUGGGCUUGUGGAGCCGGCUAUGCAAACAAUGGUUCCCCCACUUCAUGCAGAGGUUCACCGUGAUAUACAAUGAGCAGAUGGCAGGCAAGAAGCACGAGCUCUUCAGCAACCUGCAGGAUUUUGUGGGCCCCUCCGGGACGCUCUCCCUGCUGGAGGUAGGCUGCGGCACCAGGGCCAACUUCACGUUCUACCCACCAGGAUUCAGGGUGACUUGUAUUGACCCCAACCCAAACUUUGAGAAGUUCUUGAUCAAGAGCGUUGCGGAGAACCGACACCUGCAGUUCGAGCGCUUCGUGGUGGCUGCGGGAGAGAACAUGUCGCAGGUGGCCGAUGGCUCCAUGGACGUGGUGGUCUGCACCCUGGUCCCAUGCUCGGUGAAGAGCCAGGAGCAGAUGCUCCAGGAGGUGCGCAGAGUGCUGAGGCCAGUGAGUGAGGAGGAGGUAGGAGAGACCCAUCUUCACUGCAUGCUAUGCAGGCUGGACACCUGUGGGCUUCAGGCCAGCUUCCACUAAGGGUGACCUUAGGCAAGUCCCUUCACUUGUUCCUUUAACCACUUACAUAUUCAAUAAACAUUUGGUUGGGGCACCUGUGUGGCUCAGGCGGUUAAGCAUCUGCCUUCUGCUCAGGUCAUGAUCCCAGGGUCCUGGGAUCGAGC
Molecule: messenger RNA, 893 nt
Organism: Ailuropoda melanoleuca (giant panda)
Lineage: Eukaryota; Metazoa; Chordata; Mammalia; Carnivora; Ursidae
Product: methyltransferase-like protein 7A
Molecular function (GO): S-adenosylmethionine-dependent methyltransferase activity
Source: RefSeq, a predicted model, not a curated record